CGGGCGCGCUCCCGGGGAUACUCGCCCGGACACCGUGACUCGCCCGAUGGGUUCGAGUAACGGGCCCAAGGGCGCCGACGGGCCCAAGGGCUCCGCCAUCUGCAGGCUGUGGCCCCCGCUCGUCGUGGGCGCCGCGCUGCUCUUCAUGCUUUCGACAUCUCCGGACACCACCCCGCCUCAGGCGAGGCUCGGCGCGGGCGCUUCUUACCGCCGAGCCGGGGAAUUCGCACUCCGCGAGCGCAAGCUCGAGGCUGCCGUCUCUUUGGACGUCCCGGGCGAGCGACAACCCGCGCUGAGGCUGUCCGACGUGGACACCGAAGCCCCCGCGGAUCUGGGCUCGGGUGACUCGGACGCCCCGGGCGCGCCGGGCGUCUACGCGCUCACCGCCGACGACAUCGACGGCCGCCCGGUGCACCUCUCCGUCCUCUCGGGUAAACCCACGCUGAUGAUUAACGGGUUGGAGGAGCUCGGCGAGGCGUACGGCGAUAGGUUACAGAUCAUGGCGUUCCCGUGCAACCAAUUCGGGGGACAGGAACCCGGCGACGCGGCUCAGAUCAAACAGUUCGCCAAGGACCACGGCUUCCCGAGCGACGGGUACCUGAUGGCCAAGGUGAACGUCAACGGGCCGAAGGCGAGCGAGGUGUGGAAGUACCUCAAGGCGCACGCGAGACCCAAGCCGGUCAAGUCGGUGAUGUGGAACUACGAGAAGUUUCUGGUGGACGCGGCGGGCGAACCGGUGAAGCACUACGGCUCGGGUUUCGACUCGAGCGCCAUCUCCGCGGACAUCCAGGCGCUCCUCGGGGAGACGCCGGGGGAGCUCCACUAACGGGGGGAAGGGCGAGGAUGAAUGGUUUUUGUAUGGGCAAACCUAAAGGGACGAUGAAUGGGGUGACGACGGAUGGGACGUAGGCAGAUGGGACCCACGGCGCUCGCUCGCUCGCGGACGGCGCUCGCCUCGCGACUCUGAUUUCGAAGACACGGCACUCGGUGACGGCGACGCCCCAAACACGAUGGGCGUCGCCCGAUGGUGGUCGGGGUCGACUGAGACGC
This is a messenger RNA of Micromonas commoda, 1050 nucleotides long. It is a transcript of the gene GPX3, whose product is annotated as glutathione peroxidase. The transcript has 2 exons. NCBI's taxonomy places the organism in Eukaryota, Viridiplantae, Chlorophyta, Mamiellophyceae, Mamiellales, Mamiellaceae. Gene Ontology annotation, molecular function: glutathione peroxidase activity. Gene Ontology annotation, biological process: response to oxidative stress. Bases 146 to 826 code for a protein of 226 amino acids. The record is from RefSeq and is a predicted model, not a curated record.